Messenger RNA from Juglans regia (Persian walnut), 3474 nucleotides. Its product is annotated as putative disease resistance protein At3g14460. The record is from RefSeq and is a predicted model, not a curated record. NCBI's taxonomy places the organism in Eukaryota, Viridiplantae, Streptophyta, Magnoliopsida, Fagales, Juglandaceae. The coding region runs from base 20 to 2968 and encodes 982 amino acids. The transcript is spliced from 3 exons.
UGGAAUUGCUUCAAGUCUUAUGUCGAUUUAUCACCAUCUCCCCUUACAUUUAAAGAGGUGCUUCGCAUACUGUUCUAUAUUCCCAAAAGACUAUGAAUUUGAGAAGACUCAGGUGGUUCUAUUAUGGAUGGCAGAAGGUUUGAUUCAACAAGAAGAGAACAUCGAAAUGGAAGAUUUGGGUAUGGAGUAUUUUGACAAUCUGGUUUCAUGGUCACUUUUUCAACAGUCUAGCAAGGACAAAUCAAGAUUUCUAAUGCAUGAGAUCGUCAAUUAUCUUGCUAAAUUGGCAGCAGGAGAUACAUGCUUUAGAAUGCAGGAGAGAGCUGAGGGAAAUGAGCAAGAUCAGGAUAAUUUUGAAAAGAUCCGCCACAUGUCUUACUUGGGUGGCGAAUACGAUAGUUUUGACAUGUUUGAGGUAUUUUCUAGACUCACUCAUUUACGUACCUUCUUACCUCUUACUCCAGUCACUUGUUAUCUGGAUUUUCGUGUUCCUCUUCAAUUGUACCCAAGAUUACAAAGGCUAAGGGUUCUCUCUCUAAGGGGGUACGUCAUAACUGGGCUAUCUGAUUCAAUUGGUAAGUUAAAGCUUCUAAGGUACCUCGACCUUUCCAAAACUUCGAUCAGAAGCAUGCCCGAAUCAAUAACUGAUCUCUACAACUUACAAACAUUGUUGUUAGAGGAUUGUUUUCAUUUAGAUAAAUUGCCUUCGAUGUUUGGGAACCUGGUCAACCUUCGCCACCUCAAUAUUCUAGGAGCAACUAAAUUGGAAGGAAUGCCUAGGCAAAUAGGUCAAUUAAAAUUUCUCCAAACACUGUCUAAUGUGGUUAUUGGAGACGGUGGUUGCUUCGGAAUAAAAGAUCUAGCAUCUUUGUCACAUCUUCAAGGGACACUCCGCAUUUCAAACUUGGAGAAAGUGACUGAACUCCAACAUGCAAGGGACGCUGAUUUAAUAAAUAAGACCAAAAUUAGUGUUUUGUCGUUGGAAUGGAGUGAAAGCAUGAGGGAUGGAACAAAUGAGUUAAAUGUACUCAACAUGCUACAGCCUCACAACGGUUUGAAAGUGCUUACUAUUAGCUGCUAUGGUGGUACAGAAUUUCCGAGUUGGUUAAAAAGUCCUUCCUUUCAUGAUAUGGUGGUCUUGACAAUUGAGAAUUGUAAAGAGUGCGAGUCAUUGCCACCAAUCGGGCAAUUACCAGCACUAAAAGUCCUUACCAUCCGCGGCAUGGCUAAAGUGAUGAAUGUUGGUCCUGAGUUUCGGGGGACUGGUUUCUCGCCUUUUAGAUCGUUGGAGACUUUGCAUUUCGAAAAUAUGAAAGAGUGGAAGGGCUGGAGUUCUUGUGAAGAAUUCCCAAAUUUAUGUGAGCUUUCACUUAGAAGUUGUCCCAAGCUAUCGGGAUAUAUACCGAAACACCUUCCUUUGCUAAAGAAGGUUCAGAUAGAUGGUUGUGGGAAGUUACCGAUCCUAGUUUCAAACUUUCCGGAUCUCUGUGAACUAGAAGUCGAGGGAUCAAAAGGAGUGGUGUGCAGAAGUAUGGAUGGCUUCAGCUCAUCAGAACUCAAGUUUCUUUCUAAAAGUUUAAGAUUCACAUCUCAAAUAGAAGGGUUUUCAAUGCAGGGGCUCACCAAUGCAGAAGAUCUAACUAUUUUUGCAUGUGAGGAGUUAAAAUGUUUGUGGUCUGUCGUUGAGGAACCAUCGCCACAUCUCCAAUUUCUUCGUCUUCUGCACAUUGAUAACUGUCCCAAACUAGUUUCUUUGGUGUCGGAAGAAGUAGAAGCACGCCUCCAACCGGGUACGCCAUCCAUGCUCUCAGAAAUCGUGAUCAAGAAUUGCAUGGUCCUGAAAUCCUUACCAAAGGCAAUGAUGUAUAACAACAAUUGUCUUCAGCUGAUUCGAAUUGUAAAAUGUCAUUCGCUAAAGCAUAUUGCAAGAGGCCAGCUACCACCAACUCUAGAGCGACUAGAGGUAAGUUACUGCCAGAAUAUGGAGAUCAUUUUGCUGGUGGAUAGUGAUACCAGCAGUUGCAGCAGCACCACAUCUCAACUUGAGUACUUGAGAAUCCAAUACUGUCCCUCUCUCAAAUCCUUGACAUCAUACAGAGAGUUACCUAGAUCACUCAAACACCUCAAUUUGUUUGGGUGUCCACAGCUGGAGUCAAUUGCGAACAGGUUUCAUUAUAACUCGUUUCUUGAAUGCAUUGAAAUCUCAGAUUGUGAAAACCUUCAGUCCCUACCCACUGGCAUCAACGCUCUCAGCACUCUACGUGAUAUUGAUAUUAGGAAUUGUCCGAGUCUUCAUUUGUCCUUGGACCGGGAUUUGCUCCCUGCCAACCUGAGAGCACUUCAUAUAUCUGACUGUGUGGAGGUGUCGGCCCUACCCGAAGCCAUACACAACCUCACCUCCCUUGAAAAAUUGACAAUGCACCAUUGUUCAGUAGUUCCUUUUCCGAGACCGAAUCUUCUCACCAACCUAGCAUCACUUACGAUAUCUCAUGUCAGAAACAGUACUGAUGCCUCUUUUGGGUGGGGGUUGGACAAUCUUAUCUCUCUUAAUAAACUUGAAAUUAGAAAACUUGAGCCGGUGUCCUUUUCAAAGAUGAUGUUUCCUGCCUCUCUAAAAAUCCUCACCAUCUCAGACUUUCCGAAUCUGCAACAUCUAUCUUCCAAGGGCUUUUCAAAACUCGCCUCUCUUAAAGAACUGUAUAUCUCUGAGUGCAGAAAGUUAGAGUUCUUUCCAAAGGAUGGCCUACCUCCCUCACUUCUGAAACUUUGUCUCACUAAGUGCGAAAAGCUACGGUCCUUUCCAAAAAAAGGGCUGCCUCUCUUACUGCAGGAACUUUACGUCUUUCAAUGUCCCAAGCUGGCAAAACGUUGCAAGAAAGAUCAAGGACGAGAAGGGAAAAAGAUUGCUCACGUCCUUCGCGUUCAAUUUCAUACAAAUCUCAAUCGAAGGCCAUCCGAUCCCCUUUGAAUCAUGUGGAUAUUGAAGGCAUCCAGUCCUUGCUAUUUAUUGCUCCAAGUCUGGUUGGUUUUGCCCAAAACAGAUCCAAUAAUUUUUAGUCAUCACACCCUUAGCAUUAAGGGAAAAGAUGAAGAUAGUCUUGCUCGACUAGAUAUUGAUGAUCUCCUUUGCACCGAACUGCAUGAUAAUGAACUGAUCAUGGAGCAAAUGAACAAGAAGAGAUGGUUCAAAACACAGGUGCAAGUGCCAUCUGAAAAUUGCAAUACGUGGAAGUACUACACUCACUGUCUUUGCCUGAAGUGAUCAUAACCUUGACUUCAAAUUUGAUACUCAGUUGUAAAUACUGUGCCGAAAGGGAGCGUAUGUUUAUGCAUUUAUGCCUAUUCUGAUAUUGGAGGUUGCCUAUAGAGACUCGACAGAUCAGACCUCUUUGUUCAUGAAAUAGACAUCCAUUUAGAACAUUUCCUAAAUAUCCAGAGGUGUGCAACUCCAGUACUUAAUUUACUCUGUUAAUA